GCCAUCAGCUGCUCGUGGUGCAAACAGGCUUACCACAACAAGGUUUCUUGCUUCAUGCUGCAGCAAAUUGAGGAAGCUUGUCCAAUGGGUGCUCAUGCUGCCCUCAUAGUUCCACCCACAUGGAUAAUUCGGGUCAAACGCCAUCAGUCAUCGAUGAAGUCCAGCAAAAAGAAAAAGAGAACAUCGUUCAAGAGGAAAAGCAGCAAAAAAGAGGACGGGCGGCAGUGGAAGCCAUUCAUAAUCCGACCCAUCCCAUCACCACUUAUGAAACCCCUGCUUGUGUUUGUCAAUCCCAAGAGUGGAGGAAACCAGGGCACUAAGAUUUUGCAGUCCUUCAUGUGGUAUCUGAACCCCAGACAGGUGUUUGACCUGAGCCAAGGAGGACCAAAGGAGGGUUUGGAGCUGUAUCGUAAAGUCCAUAACCUAAGGAUACUGGCCUGUGGAGGAGACGGCACUGUGGGUUGGAUCCUAUCCUGUCUUGAUGAACUGGCAUUAACCCCCCAGCCUCCGGUUGCUGUGUUACCACUUGGGACAGGAAAUGACCUUGCUAGGACCCUUAACUGGGGAGGGGGCUACACGGAUGAACCUCUGUCUAAGAUCCUGUCUCAUGUGGAGGAGGGAACAGUUGUUCAGCUAGACAGGUGGAACCUCCUGGUUGAACCAAACCACAGUGCAGGGGCUGAGCCAGAUGAACAGCAAACUGAUAAGCUUCCUUUGGAUGUUUUCAACAAUUACUUCAGCCUUGGAUUUGAUGCCCACGUGACUCUUGAAUUUCACGAGUCGAGAGAGGCCAACCCAGAGAAGUUUAACAGUCGUUUCAGGAAUAAGAUGUUCUACGCUGGGACGGCAUUCUCAGAUUUCCUGAUGGGAAGCUCCAAAGACCUGUCAAAGCACAUCAAGGUGGUGUGUGAUGGGACAGAUUUAACAUCAAAGGUUCAGGACUUGAAGCUACAGUGCCUGGUCUUCCUCAACAUCCCCAGGUAUUGUGCAGGCACCACACCGUGGGGUAACCCCAGUGAGCAUCAUGACUUUGAACCUCAACGCCAUGACGACGGAUACAUCGAAGUUAUCGGAUUCACGAUGACUUCACUGGCUACUCUUCAGGUUGGAGGUCAUGGUGAGAGGUUGAACCAGUGCAGAGAAGUGAUCCUCACCACUACUAAACCUCUCCCGGUGCAGGUGGACGGUGAACCUUGCAGACUUGCUCCAUCAGUCAUCCAUAUCAGCCUCAGAAACCAGGCCAAUAUGGUUCAGAAAACCAAACGGCGAACCUCUAUACCACACCUCAACGAUCAGCAGCCGGUCCCGGAGAGGCUGAGGAUCAGAGUCAGCCGGAUCAGCAUGAGUGACUACGAGGCUCUGCACUACGACAAGGACAAACUGCGGCAAGCAUCCAUUCCUCUGGGACUGAUCGUGGUUCCUGGUGACAGUGACUUAGAGACCUGCAGAGAACACAUCCAGCGAUUACAAGAGGACUUCUGCUCUCUUCAUCCUAUACCUGUGGGACUGCAGGAGGAGGCAGCCAAGCCGAAGAAUCUUUGCUCACAGAGAUUGUCUCCAAAGUGGUGUUUCCUCGACUCCACGACAGCCGAUCGUUUCUACAGGAUAGACCGAGCACAGGAACAUCUCAACUACGUAUCAGAAAUCUCCCAGGAAGAGAUCUUCAUCCUGGACCCUGAACUUGUUGUCAUGACAACUGUAGGCACCUCCCCCUCAGCCAUGGCCGACCUGGUUAACCCCGCCCCUAGCCCAGUAAACAGCAGGGACAACACUUCUAGUCAGAGCUCCACUGAUGCUUUAGUCUACACUGCUGCUUCCUCCUCCGACUCACCUUCAUCCUCUGUUCCCAGUUCUUCCCCAAGGCAGCACAUGAACAGUGACAGCACAGAAGCAGAAGUUUUGACGCACAACAAAGAACCUGUGACCAGCAAACUCAGCCGAGCGGGCUGUAUCCAUCGUUCCAACACAACAGCUGCGGAUACCAACCAAAGGCAAAAAUGGGAAAAGAGCCAAAAGAUGAGCGAAACAGAAAAGGAGAGAGAAAAAGAAAUGUUAAUGGAUUGUGUGAAGAACAAGGACUUGAAGAAGCUGCAGGAGCUGCACCUGAGGGGAGCCGACCUCACGGUCCUGGACCAGUCAGGGUGGAGCUUGCUACACCAUGCUGUUAGUACAGGAAGCAAGGACAUGGUGCGCUACAUCCUUGACAAUGCACCGAGUGAGCUGAUUGAUGUCACUGAAAAACUACAUGGGGAAACGGUUCUUCAUCAGGCUGCGUCGCUGUGUCACAGGACUAUCUGUCAUUAUCUGGUGGAAGCAGGAGCCUCACUCAUGAAAACAGACCUGCUGGGUGAUACUCCUAAGAACAGGGCGGAGAAGGCUGAAGAUGCUGAACUGGCAGCGUACCUGGAGAACAGACAGCAUUACCAGAUGAUACAGAGAGAGGAUCAGGAGACGGCUGUCUGAAAUAUUUGAACUCUCCUUGAACUGGACAUGGAUGAAGGUUUUGUCUCCUUCCUCAUAUUGACCAGACACAACGUGUUUAAUGCCUUUGUGCGAGCUGAACUGGACACAGGUCCCAGUUUACUGCUGACAGCCCUCAAAAACAGGUGGAGAGUGAAGCUGUGCCAAACGUGGUUUAAAUAGCAGGGCUGGCGUUAACUGCGGUGAAGCGACGCACAUUUUCAGAAGUUUAUUAAGUCGUUUUGAUAUUUUGAUGUUAAAUAGCUUAGUAAGAAUAAUAAUAUUGAUUUAGAAAUUUUGUGAAAUUCUCUGACUUGGAACAUCGGUUUGGGGGAUUGCGGGGUGGGUGGGGCUUUGAAGAGUCAUGUUCAUAUGGUAAUGAUUUACUUUAUUUCUUGUGAUUAUUAAAUACACAACAAACACAAAACCUAAAACUGUCAGAAACUACAGACACUGCAUGUGUAUAGAUCACACAGGAUGCAGACUGAUGAUUAAAAAGUUAAAUGUCCUGCUGACGCGUUCAAGGCCAAAGUUCUUUGUAGUAAAAUACACAUGUGACUAAUAAACAUCCGAAUCACUAGCUGGAUAAAAACCACACACACUUCGUAGACGCAUAUUGUAACCUGAUGUUAACAGGAUACAAAGCAUGAAGAAAUUAAACAUUUUCCAGUGUCGAAUUCUUUCAUUUUCUUUUAAUUCAUUUGAAUUUGAAUAUUGAAGGACACAGAAAACUUUUACAUCUACCAAAUUCACGAAUGUGUGUUAGGACGACACGUUCAACAUGUCCAACAUCCUCCGCUUUAACAUUUAUUGAAUGUCCAACAAGGACACUGAGAGCAGAGCAGCCUCGGCCUCGCAGGGCUGGAUACUGGUGAAAAGAAGAGUUGGUCAAAACCACAAGUGUUCAUCCUCUUGGGACCAUGAAUACCUCCAGUUCAUUUUAUCAAGGUUAUUGGCGUCAUCAGUAUAAAUGCUGUUAGAUUAAUACUUGAACUAAGCCUUAAAAUAUUUUCCAGUUCUGUGCUUUUGUUUCAUAAAUGAUGGUGAUGUGUUCAUUUAUAGCCACAAAACUCAAACUGGUGGCACCACCCUCGUGAUUCCUCUUGAAUAAUUUCAGCACAAAUAACCACACGUAUUGAAUGGACGUAACAGUGGAUUGGCAGACGCAUGCUGCUGCUGCAGUAGGUGGCACAGGAAGUGCUGUGCGUGUCGCAGACGUCAGUACCCCAACAGAACCUGCAGGAAACCACCAAUGAGUCGAGGCUUUACUGGAGACGCAGUCCUUUCCCGGUUUAACGCGCAGAACUGAUGUGUGUUGUUUGCGCAUUGUCACCACUGCUGUGAUCGUGGUUUGGUAGAACACACAACACUGACUGUUAUUAUAAGACCUGGAUCAUAAGGCCCUCAAUAUUUAACACAUCUAGAAUUAAAGCCUUCACGUCUUUGAUCAUUCCUGUUAAUAAAGUUGAUUCACCGCAAGCAUGUCUGCCAAAACCAUUGACUGAAAAAGCUGUGAUUAGAGUGGUUUUUCAUUCAGUGACUGUGGGGGAGGUGUUAUAUUAAAGUAUAAUAAUGUCAAAUUAGAUCAAAUCGAUUUAAGUUAAACAAAUCUAAUUAGAUAUAACAGAUGGAGCAAUUAAGAAAUAUAUUUUGGAAUAUUUACAUCAGUAACAUUGAUUUCAUCAGCGGUUUGCGACUGCAAAUGAAGACGUAGCUCAUCGAGAGCUUCCUUAGUUUCAUCUUUAUUAUUGUUUCUGUGUAUUUUAAAGUGCAGUAACUAUUAGGCCGUCCCCUAACAAAGAAAAGGUGUUGUUUUUAAACAUGUUUUAAAUGAGUAAUUACACGUUGGCACAGUGAUGACAUUUGUAUGAAAUAGUUUAAAUCGCAAUUAUCAACAAUUAUGUGUUUUUAUCUUUCAUUAUCUCCGCAUGUACUAAUUGGUUUUAACUCCAGUUUGUUUUUGAGAGGAAUGUAAAGAUAAUAAAACAAAGAGGUAGUUUGUUUUUUUCAUGGUGUCUUUUGCUUUUUAUGCAUGUAAAAGUACACCCAAAAAGCCAUUAAAGUUUUUCAAUUUC
Molecule: messenger RNA, 4535 nt
Organism: Haplochromis burtoni (Burton's mouthbrooder)
Lineage: Eukaryota; Metazoa; Chordata; Actinopteri; Cichliformes; Cichlidae
Product: diacylglycerol kinase zeta
Biological process (GO): regulation of synaptic transmission, glutamatergic; intracellular signal transduction; lipid phosphorylation
Cellular component (GO): nucleus
Molecular function (GO): ATP-dependent diacylglycerol kinase activity; protein binding
Source: RefSeq, a predicted model, not a curated record